GGACCUUCUAGAAUUUCUUUUUCGCACACAUUUAAGCCGUGGGACGUGUAGGUCCAUUUCCUUUAGGGGAAACUUCACUAAGAAUUAGUGAAGAAAAAAAGGUUACUUAGCGACAAACUGUGUAACAAAAGAAAAAAAGUAAUGCAGAUUAACAAAGUCGCACCACAAAAGACUCGGAAUAGCUUUACCUAAAUCAGAGGUCUGAGGAAAUCUUUCCCUAAAAUUUAGCUUACAAAACUGUGUAUGUCUCACUAAUGUGACUUGACCGAUUUUUCACCCGAAAUCGAUAGAAAUCAAUGGAAUAUAAAGGGGUUGACAUCCCGAUAUAAUUUUCAAUAAUUAAUUUAGUUUCGUUUAUUUUCUUUUUCUUCUUCUUUCUUUCUCUAUUAUUAUUAUCCAUAUAUAAUAACUAAUAAUUAAUAAUAUACAAUGGUCGCUCAAAUCCAAAAACCAGCUCCAACUUUCAAGAAAACUGCCGUCGUCGAUGGAGUCUUUGAAGAAAUUUCAUUAGAACAAUACAAAGGUAAAUGGGUUUUAUUAGCUUUUAUCCCAUUAGCUUUCACUUUUGUUUGUCCAACUGAAAUUAUUGCUUACUCUGAAGCUGUUAAGAAGUUUACUGAAAAAGAUGCUGAAGUUUUAUUCGCUUCUACUGAUUCUGAAUACUCUUUAUUAGCUUGGACUAAUGUUGCUAGAAAAGAUGGUGGUUUAGGUCCAAUUAACAUUCCAUUAUUAGCUGAUACUAACCACUCUUUAUCUAAAGAUUACGGUGUCUUGAUUGAAGAAGAAGGUAUUGCUUUAAGAGGUAUUUUCUUAAUUGAUCCAAAGGGUACCUUAAGACAAAUCACCAUUAAUGAUUUACCAGUUGGUAGAUCUGUCGAAGAAUCUUUAAGAUUAUUAGAAGCUUUCCAAUUCACUGAAAAGUAUGGUGAAGUUUGUCCUGCUAACUGGACUCCAGGUGCUGAAACCAUCAAGCCAGAAGUUGACUCUUCUAAGGAAUACUUCGGUAAAGUCAACAAGGAAUAAAUUAACAAAUGAAUGGUCUGUUGCUUGACGCGUUUGACCACGCUAAUAUAACCAACCAUUAAAAAUUCAUUUUUAUAAAUAAAAUAUAGAUAGAUUCUGGUUAUACGAUUGUUAUUAUUAAUAUAUUUAUUAAUAGAUUAAUGCUUAAUUUAAAUUACUGUAUCAUUGUAGAGCUAUAUAUUCUCUCAAUGGUGAUGUAAUUAUUGUCAAUUGGUAAAUGUCUAUAUAUA
Messenger RNA from Scheffersomyces amazonensis, 1253 nucleotides. RefSeq names its product peroxiredoxin. The record is from RefSeq and is a predicted model, not a curated record. The transcript has a single exon. Gene Ontology annotation, molecular function: thioredoxin peroxidase activity. Gene Ontology annotation, biological process: response to oxidative stress; cellular response to stress; hydrogen peroxide catabolic process. NCBI's taxonomy places the organism in Eukaryota, Fungi, Ascomycota, Pichiomycetes, Serinales, Debaryomycetaceae. Bases 430 to 1023 code for a protein of 197 amino acids. Gene Ontology annotation, cellular component: cytosol.